Molecule: messenger RNA, 2844 nt
Organism: Camelus dromedarius (Arabian camel)
Lineage: Eukaryota; Metazoa; Chordata; Mammalia; Artiodactyla; Camelidae
Product: butyrophilin subfamily 2 member A2
Exons: 8
Coding region: 263-1870 (535 amino acids)
Biological process (GO): T cell receptor signaling pathway; regulation of cytokine production
Cellular component (GO): external side of plasma membrane
Molecular function (GO): signaling receptor binding
Source: RefSeq, a predicted model, not a curated record
UGGAAAUCUUGCGACUUUGUGAUCAGCGAGUGGGCCGGGUCCCAGGUCCAGCAGCCCCCACGCCGCGACUAACCCGGGGGCGAAGAAAAGUUUUUUCUCCGCUUUGGGACGGUCUGGUGUGGUUGUGACUGUGCCCAUGGGCGGGUUUAGAGGAAGAGGAACGACCGGAAAAUCAUCAUCUGAGCGUCAGAGAAGAGAAGAAAACGCAGGAAGUUAGUUCUACAAGGCCUUUGGUCCCUGCCUCUCCCGGGUGACUCAUCUUAUGGAGCCAGCUGCCUCUCUGCAUUUCUCCCUGCCAAGCUCCCUUCUCUUCUUCCACCUGCUCAGCUUGCUGGCACCAGUCUCAGCCCAGUUUACUGUCCUGGGGCCAGCUGAUCCAAUCCUGGCCAUGGUGGGAGAGAACACCAAGUUACAGUGCCACCUGUCACCUGAGAAAAACGCUGAGGACAUGGAGGUGCGGUGGUUCCGGUCUCAGUUUUCCCCUGCAGUGUUUGUGUACAAGGGCCGGCGAGAGAGAACGGAGGAGCAGAUGGAGGAGUACCGGGGAAGAACAACCUUUGUGAGCAAAGAUAUCAGCAAGGGGAGCGUGGUGCUGAUCAUACACAACGUCACCGCCAACGAAAACGGCAUCUACCGCUGUUAUUUCCAAGAAGGCAGAUCCUAUGACGAGGCCAUCAUACAUCUGAUGGUGGCAGGCCUGGGCUCUAAGCCCCUUAUUGAAAUGAAGGGCCAUGAGGAUGGAGGCAUCCGGCUGGAGUGCACAUCUGUAGGGUGGUACCCAGAGCCCCGUGCAGUGUGGAGGGAACCUUCUGGUGAGAUCAUGCCGGCCCUGGAGGAGGCUUACACUGUGAACGCAGAUGGACUCUUCAGGGUCACCAUGGCUGUGAUUAUCAGAGACCACUCUGUGAGAAACGUGUACUGCUCCAUCAACAACACCCUGCUCAACCAGGAGAAGGAAACUGUGAUUUUCAUCCCAGAAUCCUUUAUUCCCAGCACAUCUCCCUGGAUGGUGGGCCUGGUUGUCAUCCUGCCUUUUCUGCUUCUCCUCAUCACUGGGAGCAUCUGUCUCAUCAGGAAACUCAAGCGGGAAAAAAAGUUUCUGUCUGUGCAAAAAGGGGUUGAAAAUGAAGAGAAAAAAAUUGCACUUAAGGAACUAGGGAAACAACGUGUGGAAAAAGAGAAAGAACGUCAAAUAAAAGAGCAACUUCAAGAAGAAUUGCGAUGGAGAAGAACCCUCUUACAUGCGGCUGAUGUGGUCCUGGAUCCAGACACUGCUCAUCCCGAACUCUUCCUGUCAGAGGACCGGAGAAGUGUGAGACGGGGCCCCUCCAGGCAGAGCAUACCUGACAACCCGGAGAGAUUUGAUUGUCAGCCUUGUGUCCUGGGCCUAGAGAGCUUCUCCUCAGGGAGGCAUUACUGGGAGGUGGAGGUUGAAAACGUGAUGGUGUGGGCUGUGGGGGUUUGUAGAGACAGUGUUGAAAGGAAAGGGGAGGCCUUGCUGGUUCCUCAGAAUGGCUUCUGGACCCUGGAGAUGUUUGGGACCCAGUACCGGGCCCUGUCCUCCCGUGAGAAGAUUCUCCCCCUGAAAGAGCGCCUUCACCGGGUGGGCAUCUUCCUGGACUACGAAUCUGGAGAUGUGUCCUUCUAUAACAUGAGGGACAGAUCGCACAUCUACACAUGUCCCCGUUCACCCUUCUCUGGGGCCCUGAGGCCCUUCUUCAGGCUGGGGUCUGAUGACAGCCCCCUCUUUAUCUGUCCAGCGUUUAUAGGGGCCCAGGGGGUCACAGUGCCCGAGGGCGGCUUGGUCCUUCACAGGGCAGAGACCCACCACAGCCUCCAGGACCAGUUCCCUGGUCUCAGAGCCAAGUAGAGAAGCCCAAGCCACCGCUACUACCACAGCACAGCACCACCCCCGGGGAGGAAAACCACCCUCCUUCCUCUGGUCGCAGAAGAGAAUUUCCUCCAGAGGUCCCCUGACACCCUUCAAGCCCCAGCCCCAUCUCUCCCUCAUUAGGCUGUUGCUUUUGUUCAUUUGCAUGUAACCAUGGGGCAGGGGCCAGUCUCGGACACUAGUGAUGCCACAUAGCUUCCAACCAAGAAGAAAGUGUGAGAAAAUGACAGGCAGAAAACCGGCUGCUUUAACAUCAGAGCGAAGCUUUCAGCCUGAUACUGGAGUUGACAUCAGAGACUAGGAUUUGGGGCAAGGGCAAGAGGAUGCACUAGGAUGUAAGAAGGGAGGGGGAGACCACAAAUGGAGGUCAGAGAUAGAGGAAGUGAGACCAGAGAGGUGGGCUAAGGCUAUGGAUGUAUUUAAGCCCCACCAUUACAGCAAAGGGGUCCCAGGAGGUGAUGAUCCACUUCCAAGCCACCAUCAAGAUUUCCAGAUCCCACAGUAAAGCUCCCCAGGCCUAGACUGGGACGGGAGGAAUGAAGGACAAGGGCACAUCUGGUGCCACACCUGGUCUGGCUCAGGUGUCCCUACAAUAAACAAGGAGUCAGUACUUAGUUAUUGAGCAUGGGCUAAGGUGUAAGGUCCCAGCUGAGCAGGUCACCAUCGGACCAAGUGGAUCUCAAGGUUCAGGUCAAUGGGAAGAGCAGUGCUUUCCAGCUUUUUGGCCUCAGGAUGCCUUUAGACAUUUAAAAAUGAUUGAGGACCCUAAAGAGCUUUUGCUCAUUUGGGUUAUAUCUAUCAAUAGUUGUAACAUUAGAAAUUGAAGCUGAGAAAAUUUUUUAAUGUAUUUAUUUAUAUUAAUAUGGUAAAAAGCCAAUUAUAAGUUAAUAUAAAAACAUGUUUUAUGAAAAUAAAAACUGCUGUUUCCGAUGCAAAAUAAAUUUUAUUGAGAA